AUGAGUACAGCUGAUUCUAAAUUUCAUGUUCAAAGUCGCCGAAGUAUCUGUCGAGAAUCUAUACCUGCUUUAUAUGAUAAAAUGAUUCGUGAAUUGAAAACAAUAUGUACAACUGCUGAAUUUAUCUCAUUAACGCUAGAUAUCUGGACUGAUCGGAGAAUGAGACCAUUUUAUGCUGUAACUGGUCAUUCAAUCAUUGAUUGUGUUUUUAAAUCAUAUGUUCUCUCAUUUUUGUCAUUAACAGGUAGCCACACUGGUGAAGCUUUGCUAAAUGAAUUUGAAAAAAUAAUUUCAUCAGAUUAUAAUAUUGAAAACAAACUUGUACGACUGGUAACCGAUAAUGCUGCUAAUAAUGUCAAAGCAUUUAAAAGUUUGAUAGUUCCUAGUUUAGAGCAUUAUUUUGAAGGUGAUGAAGAUGAUGAUGAUGAUGAUCGGAUAGAUGAGGAUGAUUCGGAAACAGAUGAAAAUAAUUUAAAUGAUAAUAUUCAAAAUAUAUUUAACACAUUGGCAAAUGAUAAUUCUGUUAAUUUAUUACGUAUUCCGUGCUUUAGUCACACUUUACAACUUGUAGUGGCUGACGGUUUAAAAGAGUCAAGCUGUGCUCGUUCUUCGUUGGUUAAAGUUGCUAAAAUAGCGAAAUACUCGCAUCAGAGUAGCAAAUUCGCGGAAAAUUUGGAAGCCAAUAAAUAUUCAAUACCGGUUGCUUGUAAAACUCGUUGGAACAGUCAAUACAAUACUGUUAUGAAAAUAAUUGAAAUACCAGUUAAUGUAUUAAAUGAAUAUUUGAACCACUGCAAUAAGGAUGAAUUAUGUUUAACAUCAAGAGACAUUGCAAUACUGCGUGAACUCCUCUCGUUGUUCGCACUUUUUGCCGAAGCAACUGUACGGGCUCAGGCACAAAAUUCUCCAUCGAUAAGUUUGGUCGCACCUAGUCUUCUUGGUAUUUUUUUCGAUUUGGAAAAUGAAUUGAAAAAUUGUUGUAUUUACACGUCGAGUUUAUAUAAGGUAUUGAUAACAUCGUUAAAAGCUCGCUUUGGAGGUCUUUUCGAAAGAUUCGAUAUUUCCAUCGAAAAUAUGGUUAAAAAAAAAGAUACGUUUCACCUUUUUAAAGAUGAUUUUUUUUAA
Molecule: messenger RNA, 1125 nt
Organism: Didymodactylos carnosus
Lineage: Eukaryota; Metazoa; Rotifera; Eurotatoria; Philodinida; Philodinidae
Source: the annotation of a GenBank genome assembly